Messenger RNA from Bipolaris maydis ATCC 48331, 222 nucleotides. NCBI's taxonomy places the organism in Eukaryota, Fungi, Ascomycota, Dothideomycetes, Pleosporales, Pleosporaceae. The record is from RefSeq and is a predicted model, not a curated record.
AUGGUGAUGCUAAUGGUGCAGGUCCGCCGAGCUGAGGACUAUACACGAAGCAAUAAUAGGGGGCUCAGUCCAAUCAUUUUCGCCAAAGAACCUGGUCUUAAAGGACAUGGCAUGAAUUUACCAAUUGCCGAAACAAGAGUUGCCUUCAAAUUCAGCAUAUUGGGGUUAGUGCAAGUAUCGGAUAGGUAUAUCGGCAAUGGAUCCUCGCGUACGCUUUCUUGA